Diprion similis is the source of this 2522-nucleotide messenger RNA. RefSeq names its product delta-1-pyrroline-5-carboxylate dehydrogenase, mitochondrial (gene P5CDh1). Lineage: Eukaryota; Metazoa; Arthropoda; Insecta; Hymenoptera; Diprionidae. The transcript is spliced from 7 exons. The record is from RefSeq and is a predicted model, not a curated record. Gene Ontology annotation, cellular component: mitochondrial matrix. The coding region runs from base 417 to 2123 and encodes 568 amino acids. Gene Ontology annotation, molecular function: L-glutamate gamma-semialdehyde dehydrogenase (NAD+) activity.
CACGUGAAUUGAAUUGUAGUACAUAGAUAUAACCUGACUAUGAUCACGUAGCCUUCAGGAAAAUUACUCGAGGGGCGAGGAGGGACCAAAACGUCCUAAAUAUAAACUGUAAGGACGGAAAAUAUUGUUGAUCGUGACAAUCGUGAAAGGUGCAUUUUGGAGGGGGAAGGCUUUUCGUUAUACCCCGCCUGCGCGGUGCGCUACCAAGUACCAAGAAUUUCGAUAUACAUUAUAGGAGAGUGCAGAGGAUUCGGCGGUAGUUGGUUAGCCAUUCAUUUGAUGGUCUAGAGCCGACUCAACAGUUCCGCGACAUCCGGACGAAGAUACAGAUAUAUAAUCCCAGCACCAACACUUGUGCCACCAGCCACAGAAAAUCCUACAUCCUUGGGUGGGGUAUAAAGGCAUAACACGUAACAAUGCUAAGCGUAUGUCGACAAGCUGUCAUCUCCGGCGGACAAAAAGCUGGAAUACGGUCAUUGUCGAGUGUCGUGCCGGUGGUAUGUCCCCCGGAAUUCCCAUUGGAGAAUGAACCUGUCCUUGGAUAUGAAAAAAACAGUAAAGAGCGGGCAAAUCUCCAGGCUGCUCUGAAGGUUAUGAGCAGCGAAGUUGAAGAUGUCCCCAUUGUCAUCGGCUCAGAGGAAUUUAGGACUGAUAAUUACAAGUAUCAAGUCAUGCCUCAUGAUCACAAGCACAAAAUAGCUAAGUUCUAUUACGCGACUCCUGAGCUGGUCCAGAAAGCGAUCGAUGUGGCUGUGAAAACUCAGCGGGAAUGGGAAAGAUGUCCAAUUGAAAAACGGCUUGAAAUUUGGCUAAAGGCUGCCGAACUAAUGCAGAAUAAGUACAGACAGAAUUUAAAUGCAGCUACUAUGCUUGGACAGAGCAAAACCGUUAUCCAAGCCGAAAUUGACAGCAGCGCUGAGCUGAUAGACUUCUUUAAAAUAAAUGGAUACUUUGCCAAAGAGGCUAUAAAGUACAAACCGAUUUCACCAGAUCCCAAGGAAACUCUGAACUCAAUGAGGUAUAGAGGUAUGGAUGGAUUCGUCGCUGCAAUUUCUCCCUUCAACUUCACCGCUAUUGGGGGUAAUCUUAGUUACACACCGGCACUUAUGGGUAAUGGCGUUUUGUGGAAGCCAUCCGACACUGCGCUACUCUCCAAUUGGUGGAUAUUCAAGAUCUGCAAAGAAGCUGGGGUGCCUCCAGGAGUUGUAAAUUUCAUUCCGUGCGAUGGCCCGGUAUUUGGAGAUACGAUAACUGCGUCCCCAUACCUUUCCGGUAUUAAUUUCACUGGCUCCGUGCCGACAUUCAACAGGCUUUGGACCCAGGUCGGAAAUAACAUAAACAAAUAUAAGAAUUAUCCAAAAAUGAUCGGUGAAUGCGGUGGAAAAAACUAUCACUUUGUUCACCCAAGCGCUGAUAUUACCACCGUCGUUAAUGGCACUAUCAAAAGCGCAUUUGAAUAUAACGGACAGAAGUGUUCGGCAUGUAGUAGGAUGUAUGUUCCUCAAUCUCUAUGGGGAAAGAUCAAGGAAGGUCUUCUCGAAACCCGUGACAAAUUGAAAAUUGGGGACGUUCAAGACUUCACUUCGUUUACCUCGGCUGUAAUAGACAAAAAUGCAUUUAAGAGAAUAACUUCUUACAUCGAGCAUGCGAAAUCCUCAAAUACCACCGAAAUAAUUGGAGGUGGUACUUAUGAUGAUUCACAAGGUUACUUUGUCCAACCAACGAUCAUUGUGUCUAAGGAUCCUAAGGACAAGCUGAUGACUGAGGAAAUCUUCGGCCCUGUUCUAACAAUUUACGUAUACAAAGAUGCGGAUCUUGAGACAACCCUGAAAUUGAUUGAGACUUCAACACCGUAUGCACUGACAGGAGCAAUAUUUUCCAAAGACCUAAAGUGGGCUCGAUAUGCUUUAGACGAACUAAAGUAUACGGCAGGAAACUUCUACAUAAACGACAAAUCGACAGGAUCUGUGGUAGGUCAGCAACCGUUCGGCGGAAGUCGGAUGUCUGGUACAAAUGACAAAGCUGGCGGGCCUCAUUACGCCCUACGUUGGGCUUCUCCGCAGGCCAUAAAGGAAACGUUCGUGCCUCAGACGACCUACGACUACAACUAUAUGCGAUCUUAGAUGCGUGUUCAAGGCAUAAUAAGAAGCGUAUAACGGAUCGUUUAUUAAGAAUCGACCGUUAUUCCUGUGAUGUGGAAGGAAGCCAGGAUAGUAUUAAAAAUUGACCAUGAUGACGAUUAGGGAGCGCGUUUAAUUCUGAGUUGAUAAAAGGUAAAUUUUGACAAAAAACAACAAUGCGUUGUGUACAAGAUUUAACGCAAAAACACAAUUUCCUAGUCCAAUUUGAAUAUAAAUAAAACGCUGUUCUACUUAUCUAUCGAAUCUCAAGAGGAUUCAAGGUUUAUCUUAGAAAAUUAUUUUCCAAUUUCUUUUUUCUCUCGAAAAAAAAGAUCCUUGAAUUGAUGGCUCAGGUUGCUGUAGCAAACAUAGAUGCUUAAACAAAGACUACCACGUCACUAU